Messenger RNA from Mesitornis unicolor (brown roatelo), 523 nucleotides. RefSeq names its product mediator complex subunit 28 (gene MED28). The transcript is spliced from 3 exons. Lineage: Eukaryota; Metazoa; Chordata; Aves; Mesitornithiformes; Mesitornithidae. The annotation marks the transcript as partial. Gene Ontology annotation, cellular component: mediator complex. The record is from RefSeq and is a predicted model, not a curated record.
CUCCGCGCUUCCCUCUCUUGCAGGCUUGUUUCGCCUCGCUGGUGAGCCAGGACUACGUGAAUGGCACGGACCAGGAGGAGAUCCGCACCGGUGUUGAUCAGUGCAUCCAGAAGUUUCUGGAUGUUGCAAGACAAACGGAAUGCUUUUUCCUACAAAAAAGACUGCAGCUGUCAGUCCAGAAACCAGAGCAAGUAAUUAAAGAGGAUGUUUCAGAAUUAAGAAACGAAUUGCAGAGAAAAGAAGCAUUAAUUCAGAAGCACUUGAGUAAACUCCGACACUGGCAGCAGGUCCUAGAAGAUAUCAGCGUACAGCACAAAAAGCCUGCAGAAAUGCCUCAAGGUCCAUUAGCUUACCUAGAACAAGCUUCUGCUAAUAUUCCUGCCCCAAUGAAGCAAACAUGAUCUUUGAUUUUACAUAUCUGAAUAUUUUCAACAAUGCAAAGCAGUGGUGUUGGUAUUACUUUGUAUGCUUUUUGUUAUAAUGUAAUUUGUACUACAAAUAUAAAUAAUUACGACAGUUAAGC